Nematolebias whitei (Rio pearlfish) is the source of this 1476-nucleotide messenger RNA. RefSeq names its product chromosome 8 C5orf34 homolog (gene c8h5orf34). NCBI's taxonomy places the organism in Eukaryota, Metazoa, Chordata, Actinopteri, Cyprinodontiformes, Rivulidae. The transcript has 11 exons. Bases 1 to 1476 code for a protein of 491 amino acids. The record is from RefSeq and is a predicted model, not a curated record.
AUGGAAACUGGGGACGGUGUCAGUUUAAUGGUUAUGUACGAGGACGAGUCGGUGGAGGUUCGGUACAGAAACGGAACACAGUUCCAGCUGGCACCGUGUGGCUCUGAAUUUAUGCUGGUAAAACCCGCGGACUCCCACGGACAUCCACUGCAGCCCACCGAGCGAGUCCGUCAGAGGACCAGGUUCACCAUCAGCAAAUACAAGGAGAUGAUGGUUGGUGCUUUGAUAUUCAGGAAUAAGUAUGCCAGCCGACCAUAUCUGCCAGAAGAACUCAUCCCUGCUGACCACAAGAAGCCCUUUUUCAGCCUUGAACUGGAUGUUACUUGGCCUGAGUUUUCAUCCUCUGAGGCUGAGCCCGGACCUGGAGGCAACAUCACUGUCCGGUCAGAGGAGGGACGGGCCUUGUUGAACCUGUCGCCCUCUGGGGAAGAAUUCUCUGUAGAAUUCACAUGUAGCUUAAGUCAGCCUCCAAACCAGCAACAAAAUAUUCAGAGUUUACACAAGGAUGCUCAGGAAAAGCCUGAACAGAGGUACCAGUCCACCACAGUGGUUCAGUGUCACUCCUGCGGUGCAGUCGCCCCCAUGUGGAGCUACCCUCUGUCCUUGGUUCGACAUCAAUGGACGUCUCAUUUCUCUAAAUGCAAAGAUGCAGAAGGAACCAGUAGUUCUGACCAGGCAGAUAAGAAAAGGAUCAUAUCUGACUUAUCUCAUAAGGAAAGAAAGGCCCGACUUCCUCAGGCUCUGCCUCUCACAUGUUCCUCACCUCACUGGCACAGGUGGAAGUUUAAAGACCCUCUGGCCAAAGAAGAGGAAUCAGACCUUCCAACAGGACUUGUAAAAAUAUUGUGGUGUCAAGGAGUCAUCUACAGAGUACUGAGUGGAGCGGUCCCAGUCAUAGAGAUUUUCCCAGGAGAUGAGUCCGUUAUCCGCUCUAACGGGGUCCUGAACUCUUAUUUUACUCAUCGCAAACCUAGACUCCAGGAACAAGAGGUAAAGGACUUAACUUACCAUUUAAACAGUCUUCCUCCUGAUGUCCCUGGACAGGUGUACUCUUUGCGCUCUAUUGUGAAUCGUGCAAGUAGAAUCCUUAGUUGCUACAAUCAGGCCACGCUGUCGCUGAAGCAUCCUGCGACACCAAGCUGCGUGCAAGAGGACAAACACUGUUCUAAUCCAGCAGUGCUUGAACAAAGCCCACCGAGUGCUGUGCUUAUAGAGCAACACAUGAAUAUACCACAGGCAGCAGAUCGUCACUCUGAUUUUGUUGCUGCAGAACUGGAGAAGAUAAAGAGAUUCAACUUUCUGCUGGAAAACAGCCACCUGCUGAGAACAGAGAGCAAGCAGCGAAACUCAAAAGAAAGUUCUGCUGAGAUCACCCCCGAGCCUGUAAAUGAGGACCACGUCACUGAAGCUCUUCAGAGGACCUCUAAAGCCAUUCAGGACAUUGAUGCUCUCAUAUCUGCUGCAACACUAAUAUGA